UUCACCUGGAAAAAAGGUGCGAAAUUUAAUGUUCUGUUUUGUUCGACUUCCCUCUUCCUAGCUUCAAAGUUGAUUUGUUUGUUCUACAUGGAAUUUUGGACUCUCUUGCACGUAGAUCUGCUCAGCUUCUUACCCCUUUCAUCCUAAUAUUCUUUCAAUUUGAUGAUUGUUCAAGGGAUCACUCAUCGACAGAAUCAAACUCUCAAUUUUGGCUUUCGGGUAUGUUCAAUUUAAUCCCACCACUUGGAUUUGUCAUAUCAUGAGCAAUUUUUCAUAUGGGUCACCGAGUCCUAAGUCCUUCAAUGCAUAUCCAAGAGGAGGCGACUUGGAUUUAGAAUCUGGAGCAACCCUGAAAAGAAUUCGCAAGUCCAAAAGUUCCCAAAUCUAUCUCGUUAGAAUGCUUAAAUCUGUUGGUAACCGUAUCCACUACUAUUACAAGUUGCACCCAGUUAUAGUCCUGUUCAUCUUUUUGUCAAUUGGGGUGACACUUCUUAUGAUCCUGUCUGUGUACGAAAGUCAUUAUCGGAUGGCGAAUUAUUACGGGAAAUUGAGUGUAGUUUCUGAAGCAUUCCCAUUUGCGAAGCUUCAGAAUCUUGUUAUGGUUGCGGGUCAUUCGGUUUAUGUUAGUAGCAGUUGUGAGAAAGUUGAGAAGGAAGAUUCUUGGGUUUUGGAAUCGUAUCAGAAGCAUCCAGGCCAAGCUGCUACGUUUAUUUCACAUAUUAAAGAGGGAGUUGAGAUUGCAGCGAUGGACGAUGCAGCAUUGUUGCUGUUUAGUGGUGGUGAGACUAGGAAAAAUGCUGGUCCCAGAAGUGAGGCACAGAGUUAUUGGGCUGUUGCUGAAUCAAAAGGAUGGUUUGGAAAUAAAGAGAAUGUGAGGUCAAGAGCACUCACAGAGGAGCAUGCGCGGGAUAGCUUUGAGAAUCUUCUAUUCAGCAUUUGUCGGUUCCGAGAGCUAACUGGGAAAUAUCCUCAAAACAUUACCGUGGUAAGCUACGAUUUUAAAGAGAAGAGAUUUGCAAAUCUGCAUAGGUCUGCCAUUAACUUUCCGAAAUCAAGGUUUUUCUAUGCCGGCACACCAGCUUCAAUGACUUCGAAAGAAGCUGCUCUAAAGGGCGAAGCAUUGGUACGAGCUCAGUUCCAAGAUGAUCCCUUUGGAUGCCAAGGUUCUCUCUACCGCAAAAAGCUUGGACGAGACCCUUUUCAUCGGUCGAUACCUUAUCCCAAUGGCUGUCCUGAGAUUGCUGGCCUUUUCAGAUAUUGCAGAACAGAUCCUUAUCCUGGAUUCCUGCCAUGGACUAAAUGAGGUUUGUUCACACGUUUUUGCUCAGAGUUAUACUGGGGAUAAUUGGUUUUGCCUAAACAAACCAGGUUAGAUCUAACAUUCUUAGUGGGAGCACACAACAUGCCAUUCUAAAGGAUGUUUUCAUAUAAUGAGAUGAAACAUGUGACAUUUACUAGACAACUUGGUAGGAUAUAGUGUUUACAUAUGCAGCUAUCAUUGUAAGAACCUUCCACAUUCUCCACAUAGUCACUAUCUUGUCCAAGUUUUACUCUAUAGCCAUAUACUAAUUAUGAAUGUAAAAUUUUGUCCAAGUUACAAACUUUAACUUAA
Cucumis sativus (cucumber) is the source of this 1612-nucleotide messenger RNA. RefSeq lists its product as uncharacterized. Gene Ontology annotation, cellular component: cytoplasm. The record is from RefSeq and is a predicted model, not a curated record. The transcript is spliced from 3 exons. The coding region runs from base 260 to 1303 and encodes 347 amino acids. Lineage: Eukaryota; Viridiplantae; Streptophyta; Magnoliopsida; Cucurbitales; Cucurbitaceae.